UCAGUUUCGACACAUAUUCGCUUUACAUAUCCAGUGGGAUCACAUUAUUAAAACUAUUUUUGUGUACGCGGAUGCCGUUGAUAUAAAAAGUCCGAGGCACAUUUAGAAAAGUAACUCGCGUAGCUGCAGUAGGUAUCUCUGUUUUGUCUAUCUGUUGAAUUGUAAGAAGAUACAAGCUUUAUCAAACUUGUGAUGUGGAUCUGUGUGAAAAUAAGUGGCAUUGGUUUUCGUUGUAAUAGAAGUGACUUUUCGCAAAAAAUUCUUGAGGGAAAUAAGUGGUAAUUGUCAAUAUCAGCAUUUAUUUGGGAUUGUUAUAAUUGAUGUGUCUUCUUUCUUGAUUUCUUGGGUAUUUUAGACCGAUGGCAGAUGCAGAAUAAAAUCUGCAGCGUGUUUUUAACGAUUUUUCGCGUAGCGAGUGCGCGCUGUUUUGGUGCGGUCGACGCGUAAUUAGUGUAGGGCUUCCGGCUUUGCUGUCAAAAAUGUUCAACCACACCACUACCGCAUUCAAAGAUACAAGUGGCGCCACCGGCUACAGAGAUUCGAGACUAACGAAGCUAAAACGGAGGGAAGGCAUGUGGGGCGGCGGCGCGCAAUGCGUGCAUGCCUCGCUGCCGCGUGGUGCGCGCGCGCAGCCCGCUCCUACGCUCAGCGGCGCCAUCGCUAGCCGCCGCCCGCCCAGGCCCACGCCUCCCUCGCCCACCCUAGUAGCUCAAAUUGACUCUUCAGUGGCAUGUCUAUGGUUACUGACCCCGCUGUCUGCCGGAACCGCUGUGGUUGCUGUCCUCAUCGCUGUCACAACCAAUAACUGGUUGCAUACUCAGGAAAAUAUGUUAAAUCCAGCAUUCAACGGGUCUGGGAAACACGAACUCGUUGCCAAACACACUGUGUCGGGACUGUGGCGAAUUUGUCAUACAGAACCUGGCAGUACCGUGUUUCAUUGUUUGGACAUACCAUACUUUCCGCUGUCCCAGUACACGCCAGAUCCAAGUGAUUCUACCACUGCAAUACCGUAUGUAGUGACGCGAUCUGCCGCCCCACUCCUGCUGGCCGUGUUAACGCAAGCGGUGGGUGCGCUGUGCUGCGUCCUGGGCCACUGUGUGAAGGGAAGAAGACUUUGUACAUUUAUUGCGGGAGUGCUUUUUAUAAUAUCUGGUCUCAUUAUGCUGACUGGAAUCGUCAUGUACAUAUCUGUUUUCAAAUCCCAAGUGGGCCAUAAACUUCGUUACAUGACAUUUUUUGAUACUCCAAGAAUGUCGUACAGUUACGGCUAUUCAUUUGGAUUAUACAUAAGCGGGUUCGUCGCAGCAGAGCUUGCGGGAACUUCGGCUAUAUUCCUCUUCCUACAAUGGUACCAAAAAGACUGGAUCACAGAAUUGACAGAGAAGGCCAAAGCAGACUGUCGCGCGUGGGACCGCGAGUUUGCAUUCACGGACUUCAGAGAAAGAGACUCAACGUUGUUAGAAAGACGUAUGAUGAAAAGGGACACCUAUCCUCCGACUGGGUCGUCGGCUGCCACGCCGAGAGAGCGAAGACGAUUUGUCUUCGACGGAGACGAUGUUCCACAUUGCUCAAUUCAUAAAAAUAGGAGGAUAAAUUUAAGCUCAGCGUCACUUAAGGAUUUGUCUUCUUCGACGCUGUAUGGAUUCCCGGCUGCACCACGACCGACGGCCUGUGACAACUAUUUUGAAGAAUUGAAAGAAGUUCCUCAGAGUGCGAACACUUUAAGUGGACUCCGAAGUGCUUCGAUAUUUCAGUCUCAGGCGUCCGUGGCCAGUGGUAGAUUUCUAGAUACUUCAGCGGUAGAACCUCCUCCCUCGAGAGAAGAAGAAAUGGUAACUUUCGGACCUGGGGCGAGAGGGGCAGAUGACAAACCACCUCGCCACGAUCGUGCGGUCGGCACUGACCCAUACCGCAGAACUACCCCCGUUUGACUGACGCAACCAAGGGUCUUACCCCCUAAAGCAUAUCGAUAAGUGAUAAAACGGUGAAGACGUUUUGCAAUAUUUGAUAUAGAUAAUUUGGCUGUUAGUGGCCACGAAGUAAAAGAUCGAGUCAAGUGAUUUUCGAAUUUAUGAACUUAUGUGACUUGUGUGUCAUGAACAUUUUUGACUGUUACAUUUCCUUAAAUAAAAUACUGCCAUUUGUGUA
Molecule: messenger RNA, 2148 nt
Organism: Maniola jurtina (meadow brown)
Lineage: Eukaryota; Metazoa; Arthropoda; Insecta; Lepidoptera; Nymphalidae
Gene: stg1
Product: voltage-dependent calcium channel gamma-4 subunit
Exons: 6
Coding region: 480-1931 (483 amino acids)
Biological process (GO): neurotransmitter receptor transport, postsynaptic endosome to lysosome; regulation of AMPA receptor activity; transmission of nerve impulse
Cellular component (GO): postsynaptic density membrane; AMPA glutamate receptor complex
Molecular function (GO): voltage-gated calcium channel activity; channel regulator activity
Source: RefSeq, a predicted model, not a curated record